Lates calcarifer (barramundi perch) is the source of this 6179-nucleotide messenger RNA. RefSeq names its product family with sequence similarity 89 member A (gene fam89a). Lineage: Eukaryota; Metazoa; Chordata; Actinopteri; Centropomidae. The transcript has 2 exons. The record is from RefSeq and is a predicted model, not a curated record. The coding region runs from base 179 to 715 and encodes 178 amino acids.
UACGGCGAACUUGACGUGGCGUCGUUGGCCGCCCAGGGCAGAGAAAACCACGGCUGUUGCUCGGUUUGUUUAGUGCGGGAGACAGUUGUACGUCCGCGGUGUUUGUAGCGUUUACGGACUAAACGGUCAGCUUCAGUGUUGAAUACUAAUUUCUCCUCGUUCACCGACACACAAGACGAUGAAUGGUAAGUCAACGAACGGUACGGCGGGAGGAAUGGCCUGUAUCGAGGGUCUGCCCCCGCUGCCGAAGAGCCUGAGCGGCUUGCUGAACUCAAGCGGCGGCUCCUGGAGAGAAAUGGAGAGGAUGUACGUGAAGAAAACCAUGAUCCAGGACGACCUGAGCCGAGGCAGGAACAACGCCGACAACCUGCUGGCGAACAAGCCGGCCAACCUCGACGCUGCCCUGGCUCUUCUACGGAAAGAGAUGGUGGGUUUGCGUCAGCAGGACAUGUCCCUGCUGUGCCAGCUGUGGUCGCUCCACGAGUCCAUCCAGGAGUACAAGGGCAGCUGCCAGGACCUGAGCGCCGCCUCCAGCCUCAGCAUGAUGGAGAACGGCUACUUUGAUGAGGACGACGAGUAUUACCCAGAGCCUGGCGCCACUCCCACUGGGGAACAGCCGGACGGGGAGGUCGGAGACGGGACGGCAACAAUGGCGGCGGCCAAGAACGGAAGCGGCAAAGACGACAGCUGGGACUCCUUUCACGUUACCAUCUGAGGCCUCAUUCUCAGCGUUUCUCUGCAGACGGGAAGACGUUGUGAGGGUAACAGACUGAGUUCAGCUGGAGGAAAAGUUGUGUGGCUCUGGAAACCUUUUGGCCUUUGAGAAGGGAGUGGCUGGUUAGAGAUAGCAGCUCACGGCGUCUCUUUACUAUAACAGACUCUAAAUGUAAAACACCAGCUCCAGCUUAACUUGUGCUCCUCCUCAGGUGAAACAUAUACCUGCUUGUGCUGCUAGAAUGUGAUUUUUUUUUUUUAAAUUUUUGCAGCGUGACCAGGAGCUUCAUUAAACUGCGGAGCUGAGCAGCAGCUGGGUGUCCUGACAAGUGGCUAGCUAACACCCUCAGAAACACUCAGGAGUUGAGAUGGAUUGUAUUCAAAGCCUCCAUAUACUCGAAAUUAGGCAAUAUAUACAAUGCAUUUCUUUUUAUAAUCACCUCUGCUGCUGCUUCUGUAUCAAGUGGUUUUGCUAGCCAGUCACCCCUUUUUUGGCAGAACGUUUUUUACAUAUUCAAAAUAUAUGAACAAAGUUUUAUUAUUUAUUAUAUAAUAUAAAUAACAAGGUAUUUGCUUUCCUGUUACUCUCACCGGACGUUUUGUACUGCAGCUCUACCCAGGUACACGGGUGCAGCAUUUAUACAAGCUGGAACUGGGACUUCAAAAGUGAACACAGAGGAGGGGAUUUUUGAACUCUGCGAUCCAUGUUGGUGUAAAGAGAUGAUCGACUUCAUGGACAUGUUGAUGGAGGCAGUGUGUGUGUGUGUUACUUUUAAGUGGUGAAAUUAUUCAUUUAAUCCAGAAGGUCUGGGCAGGAAGCUGUCAGACCUCAUGAAUGGAUAAAGAGGUGGAGACCUCAGACCUGCUCACGGUGUAAAAAUGCUUCUGAGCAGAGUGACGUUUGUGUGCAGGGGUGAGGUCUUUGCUUCAUUUGCCUUUCAGGAGGAGCAGAUAUUUGCUCUGAAAAUGUGAAAUUUUCAAAAAUGCUGGAAACAGUUCGAAACUGUUUGCAUGGACGAAAAACCUGGAAGCCCAGUGUUGUAGGCUGAAGAUGCAGGAGUGUGCAUCUUGGCACUGUGGAAGGCCCAGAUUUCGUCCAUGUAACCGUAGGAAUCAAUAAGACUUGGAUCCUGUACAUUGUGAUAAUUCUCGCUCAUUACAGCUUCAGUCUUUAUUCCAUACUUAUAGCCGUUAUUCCUAUAAAUAAUAACACUGGGAACAUGGCAGCAUCGCAGCUAUCAGCUAUCCCCAGAUAUCAGCAAUUACUCUGAGUGCAGUAUCUUAAAUCAACAGCCAAAACUCAGUAAGAAUAAAGCUGUAAUAAGCUAGAAUUAUCCUUCAACAUAGCCAGGCAGCAAGUGCUAACUAAUUAGCAACAAUUGAAUAUAAUCAGGAAAAACAUAACCACCUUUGAGACUUUUAUUCUUAAUAUGCUCUAUCAAGUAAAUGUUGCCAAGAGUUGAGAAACUGUGAUCAACUUCUCACAUAAUUUGCACUUGCUGGUUGGAAAGUAUUUGCAUUAAUAGCAGUGACAUUGAUGGGAAAUCAGAUGAGCAGAAAUCUGAUCGGCCCUCGUGGUCAGUGAGUCACUGUGGCCUUCACAUAGUGCAAACACGAAGCUGUAGCUCUAAACCUGGUAGCAAAUAUCAGCUGAUUACAGGGUACUUUAUAAUGCUUUGUAUCCUCCAUUAAAGAUCGUAACUAAUCUCGUGUUGCUCUGCUGCAUCGUAGCAGACGCCUGGAGUUCCUCUGCACAGGCUCAAAGUCAGGCUGAACAUGUCAGGCAGAUAUAAUCGAUAAAAUGUCAGUGUUUCGUUAUAUCUGCAAGUUUCUGUUUAACUAUCUGAGCCUCAUCCUGAAACUGUAGUAGUGGGAAUUUUCCAUUAUGACUCAGUUCUGGUCUCUAACAGCGAUUGUAACAGAACAAAAUGGACAAAAACCUUCCAUCUUUGACAAAAAUACUCCACAAACGCAGCCUUACUUUCAACUCUAGCUGUCUUUUCUUGCUUGUUGUCCUGCGCCGUGUAUCCUGCGACAGGCAAAGACAUUUGGAUGUGUCAGUAUUCUUACUCCUAAUACUCCUGCGAAUGGUCUGUGCGGUCUUCCUCAAUAUCUAAACUCUGCAGCAAAGGUCUCAGCUGAACCUGUAGCACGUUAACGCCGCGGCAAUACACGACAGCUGUUCUGUCACUCACACUGCAAUACUGUCGAUACCCACCAUCACUUUGAGGAGGCGCAGAAAGUCGAUGUUUUCAGUGAUGUGUUGAUGUUGUGUCUGUACAGAUCACAUGACGUCAUCUGUUUGUAGACUGUUCCACUAUCUGUGUGCUUAUGGAACACAAACCAAAGAAAGUGCAGCACUCAAAGUGAAAUGUAUUUGGUUUUAAGGUGCUGAAGAAGACGAUUUACUUAUCACGAUUGGUUGCAUUUUACUUAAAAGGUACAGAACCUGAUGAUAUCUGAUGUCUUGAAGAAUGUCUUUACAAGUCAUUUUGCCGCUGAUGAAUGGAGUCGGACUCUCACUAAGAACAUUUUUAGGACGUUCAGUGUUGGAGCGAUAACUACGCCUUCAACCCACUCAUAGAAACACUAAUGUUUUCAGUGAGAUAACACAAAAUGUUUGACUUCUAACUACACGGUUGUUGUGAAAUUGAUGUCACCGACUGAUGUAAAAGAUUCAUUAAUUGUUGAACACCAUCACGUCCACACGUGUGUUGUGUAAAGAUGUCAAAGUCAAAGGUGUAGUAACAGAAACUACACAGACGUUACAUCGGUGUAAUGUUAAAGGAAGAGUUCGGCAUUUUGGGAAAUGCACUCCCAUGUCUAUACGUUUAAUAUGAAGCUGCUCCUAGCAUCCAGUUAGCUUAGCUUAGCACAGUGACUGGAACCAGGGGGAAACAGUUAGCCUGGCUCGGUCUGCUGGGAAAAAAAGAAAAUACCAGCACAUCUAAAGCUCAUGUUACAUCUCAGUGUUUCAGUCUGUGCACAAACUAAAGUUUCAAAUUAGCAUAUUUCACAAAAUGUCGAAUUAUUCCUUCAUCAGUUUGAUAUCUGCGGAGAUUCUCCGUUAUCCAGUUCAUGGUUAUCCAAGAAGGGUUGAAUCAAGUACAUCACCCCUCAUCCAAGAAGCUUGAUUCAGUCCCUCUCAGACACCAGUUUGGUCAUUUCUGAGGUAAAAUGAAUAUUUGAAGGGUAUUAGUCCUUUUCCUCUGACUUGGUUUUUUGCUUCUCACAUAUUUAUCUGCUCACUGUUAAAUCCAGAAAGUUUCCCUCUUCAUAUCCACAGUGCAUCUGCACUUUUCUAAAUACAACCACAAAACUAAUAAGAGGCCUCUAUAGAAUACAGUGGUUUAUUAUCUAAUGAGUUGGAUUGAAUGUCUGCCCUCUGUGUUAUUUCUUAUGGAUCUUUCUAAACUUAAUGUCUGUGCUGUAAAGCUGCAUCUGAAUGCUACUAAUAUUUCCUGUCAAAUUACACAUUUCAAGUUAAAAACACCAGUUUUAUCACUGCAAUCUGUUACUAAUCUGAAGCUCAAAGCACAUUUAAUCAAAUUAUCUUAACUGAUGCUGUUUUAAAACAUUUUUAAAAGACCUCUUGACCCAGGCCUUUUAUUGGAUCUCUACACGAUUAGUGCCUUUAGAAACCUUCAGGUCUCAGACCUGUUUCUUGCUGUUCAAGGUGGAGAUGAGAAUUAACCACAAACCAUUUAUACUGAAGUCUGACUUGCUUGACAUGCACUUGGUUUUUUUUAAAAAGCUGCUACGUGUAUUAUUUCAGAUUUGAUGACUUGUGCAGCCUCCUAAAUCCUCAGUGCUGAUGUUUUACGUCACUGUUACAGACGUGACUCAACGUCUGGGUAACCAGUCUAUGUAUUAUUCUCCAAGUACAAAUCCAGAAAAUCCCAGAAAGAGCUGAUUAAAAGGUGCGCCAGGAGAUUUGGAUAAAAGUGUUAGUUCAGUAAAAAGAGUCGGCCUCAUGCCGAGGUUCACUCUGGUCUUUUGCAGGCUCUGCUGUUCUAUCAAAGGCUCCUUUUCUAUUUUAUUGAUGAGGAUGCAGCUGGUGUAUUUUUGAUGCUUCUCCCCUCUGAAACCUGAGUUGCUUCACUCUUCAUUCAGAGUGAGUCAGUUCUCUUCCUCCCUUCCUCGUCAGAUAUUGUCUUCUACAUGUAGCAGCUUUAACCUCCAAAACCUGUAACAGCCUUAAAAUCAGUCAUGUCCUUUGCAAAAUAAUCUACAUGGUGCAAACAAAAAAAACUACGACUACCUGACCCUGUUCGAGUCUAAAUCCAGCACAAAAGAGUUUGAAAGGAGCUUUAAAUUAAACACCAGCAAACUGUACCCGAUAUCGUAUCAUUAGCAGUUGAAUAUUGUGUGUUUUCUACUUUAUAACCCCCGUCUUUUCACAAGAUUAUUGGAUGUGUAAUGUGGUGAUGCCUUCUCAGGGUAAACUUGUGGCAAAUUGUAAUUUGUGUUCUUAAAAGAAACAAUCAACAUGACUUCACCCUGGAGGUACAAAAAAAAAAAGAUUCUUGAAACAUUUCAACACAAUUGUAACGUGACACUUUGUUAUUUGGUUGUGUGUUUUCCAUUCACAUGAAUAACUGGCCAAAUGUACACAGUGUAAAUAUCAUUUUCUUGGUGUGAGUUCCUCUAAAUCAGAAAACAUAGUGUUUCUUUCUGAAGCCACCAUUUUACACCAAAUUUCAACAAUCACCUGGAGAUUUUUUUUUUUUACUUUAAGUGGCUUCAAUUGACCAGAAUGCAACACAGCCACAAAGACAUGUUGUGUUUUGACUGAAGUGCAGGGUACUGCUGCAAUCAGACACGCCUCGGUGUUCACACCCCUGCUUUAGUGGUUGUUCUGAAGCAUUCUGGGAAAUACAGGAAGGGUGUGAAAGUGUGGGUGCGCCUAAAAAUAGCAAAUUGAGACACUUGAACACAAGAUAACUUUGAUAUUUAAUGAGAGGGUGUCAGAGCGGAGAUUUAUUCCUCUAACAUGUUGAUCUGUGUCUGUGUGAUCCGUGUUGCAGCCACUCUAAAAUGUUUUUUGCCUCCUCCGAAAAAGCCUCAAAUGUAUGAAAAGACAAAAAGAAAGUUGAUUGAAACACAAACUCCUUCCACAGCUGACAAAAACUGACCAGUGUUGAUGUUACAUUGGAUCAAACCUGCCACCGAUAACUUAACGAAAGACCAGAAACAUGAAACACGCGUCUCCGUAUUUAUAUAUAUCAUAAUCACUCAUUAAAUCACUAUAGUGAAAAAAGGUGUUGAUGUACUUUGUGUUGCAUAGACAGAAGUUAUUCAGAGAACAUGUGUGAAGGCUGUGUUGUUACCAUCCAUCAUUACUCCUGCUCUUUAAUCCAUGAAUGACCAUACUACUGUUUCUUUGGACAAUAGUCUCAAUGCUUUUCCUCUCAUAGUUAUUAUUAUACUGAUAUUAAUUUAAUAAAGUGAUUCCAUACUUUUCA